AUUUUUAUUUUUUCUUGCCGUGUCGCACCUCACCUAUCGAAAACCGCUGCAAUGGAUUAUAUUUUAAUCGUAAGAAUCUGCUGUAAAUAAUGCCUAUUUUCUACGAUCUGUGUAUGUUUCAUGAAGGUAUGAGCUAUAAAUAGCAUGUGAAAUCAACCUUUACGUCCUUUCACUUUAUAUUUCUCUCUUUAAAUUAUUUUGAUAUGCUGAAAAUUAAAACAUUUUCUUUCAUUUCAGACCUGAUGAAAGUGAAGGAAGAGAGUGAAGAACUGAGUGAAAUGGAGGAGAAACAUGUCCAACCUGCAGAAAAACCUUUGAGUCGCUCAAAGACUAAAAAUAAAGUUUUAAAGAGAAGAAGAGCCAAGAAAUCUUUCACCUGCACUCAGUGUGGAAAGAGUUUCUUAAACACACGUAAUCUUGAGCGUCACAUUAUAUUUCAUACUGGACAGAAGCCGUUCACAUGUGAUCAGUGCGGGAAAAGUUUCCCAAGGAAAGAUAAUCUAGAGAUUCACAUGAGGAUCCACACUGGAGAGAGGCCAUUCUCAUGUGAUCAGUGCGGGAAAAGUUUCCCAAGGAAAGAUAAUCUAGAGAUUCACAUGAUGAUCCACACUGGAGAGAGGCCAUUCACAUGUGAUCAGUGCGGGAAGAGUUUCACAGCACAACCUCAUCUUAGCCGACACAUGAUGAUCCACACUGGAGAGAAACCUCACACAUGUUAUCAGUGUGGGAAGAGUUUCGCGCAAUCAGGACACCUUGAUGUUCACAUGAGGAUCCACACUGGAGAGAAAUCAUUCGCAUGUGAUCAGUGUGGAAAAGCAUUUCGUAGGGCAUCAAACCUGAAGGCACACCUGAUGGUUCAUACGGAGGAGAAGCCGCAUUCAUGUUCUGAAUGUGGAAAGAGUUUUUCACUGCGGCAUAGUUUACUACUACAUCAAAGAACUCACACUGGUGUAGGAGUUUAUAUGUGCUUUGAGUGUGAGAAGACUUUUACUACAGCACACAAUUUAAUAAUGCACCAGAGAAUUCACACUGGAGAAAAACCUUACAAGUGUUCACACUGUGACAAGAGAUUCAAUCAGUCAUCAGCUCUGAAAACACACGAGAGGAUUCACACUGGAGAAAAACCUUACAAGUGUUCACACUGUGACAAGAGAUUCUGUGAGUCAUCAUCUCUGAAAACACAUGAGAGGAUCCACACUGGAGAAAAACCUUACAAGUGUUCACACUGUGACAAGAGAUUCAAUCGGACAUCAAUUCUAAAAGUACACGAGAAGACCCACAGCAGAGAGAAGCUGCACACGUGUGAUCAGUGUGGAAUGAGUUUUGCUUUAAAAAGUCCCCUGAAGCUGCACAUGAAGAUGAUCCAUGCUAAGACCUGAUGGACGUGAACAAGAAAGGAAAACAGAAGCCAAACAUCCGUCUCCUGCCCUCAGUGUAAAAAAUGCUUUGCGUGUUCAUCAAGUCUGAAGACUCACAUGAGAGUUCACACUGGGAAGAAGCGGCUCAGGCUUUCUCUCUGAAAUCACGUCUUCUUCUCAUUCUGGAGAAAGACCAUUUAACUGUGAUCAGUGCCAAUUGAACUGUGAUCAAGAUUCAUUAGUAACAUUACAGCAGAAUAGACAUUGGGGUGUGUGUUUCAGUGCAGGAAGUCCUUUUCUACAGAAGAUGAACUGAAACACACACUGGAAAAGAGGCCAUAACACUUUUAAGAGAGACGUGAAUCUUAUAUUCAUUUUUGACUCAUUCUUCUUUGUUUGUUUUUCAUUUGAACAUCUUAUUUCCUAUUCUACUUCUACUCUUCCAUGCAAAUCAUUAACACUCAUUAGUUAACAUUAGUUAAUAUAUUAACUAACAAUGAGCUAUGCAUUUGUUACUUUAUAAGUCAUUGUUCAUUUUGGUUCACAGCAUUAACUAUUGUUAACAAAUACAACUUUAGAUUUUAAUAAUGUACUAUUAAUUGAUAUUAACUGAGAUUAAUAAAUGCUUUAGAAGUAUUGUUCAUUCUUAAUUCAUGUUAACUAAUGAACCUUAUUGUGUUACCUCGAAACUGGACACUUCUCUUCUUCUCUUGAGAUGCUUUGGCUCUUAUAAGUCGGUAAAGAGAGAGAUCUGUCUCAUUCACUUUUACUUAAUGUUUGUAUUUGCUUCAUGUAAUAAUUGAUUAAACACAUUACUCCAUAUC
Messenger RNA from Pimephales promelas (fathead minnow), 2182 nucleotides. The record is from RefSeq and is a predicted model, not a curated record. NCBI's taxonomy places the organism in Eukaryota, Metazoa, Chordata, Actinopteri, Cypriniformes, Leuciscidae.